AUGCUCAAGAGUGGAUGGAUUAUUUUUUCCCCAAAGAAGAAAGGGAAAAUAUUAAUGAAUCCUGAAAAAGUAUGGGGAAUUACUAUUAACAAUAAUAAUCUUUCUCCGCAAGAUUUAAGUUGUUUUGCUCGUUUUGUUAAUUUAAAACAUUUGCUUAUUGGUGCAGACGACGAAAAGAAAUUAAAGCAAAAUAUUUAUAAUCAUUUCUAUGGUUCUCUAGAAUAUUUAGGAAAUUUAAAAGACCUAGAAGUAUUAGAUAUUAGUGGUACUGACAUUGAUAAUGGAUUAGAACAUUUACCUUUAGCCAGUUUAGAAGAUUUUUAUUGCGCAAGCAAAAGAGAGGGAGCAAAAGUGGAGGAAAUCAAGCGUAUUUUAAUGAUAAGCGAAAACGAAGCGGAAAGCGAAGAUAAAAAGGCAAAGGAUAAAUUGGCAGAAAUAGAACGUCAAAACAAAAUCUUAACGGGACAACUUCAACUUAAUAAUG
Messenger RNA from Paraglomus brasilianum, 484 nucleotides. Lineage: Eukaryota; Fungi; Glomeromycota; Glomeromycetes; Paraglomerales; Paraglomeraceae. The record is from the annotation of a GenBank genome assembly.